GAUCUUAAUAGCCAUAGUUUCCGAUUUUGAGAAUUAAAUAUAAGGAAAGUUUAAUUUCGGUAUAUUAUUAUACAUUAUUUCUGUGUACAUAGAAACCAAGUUUAUGCAUUAUCAACCCUGGGUUAUGGUAAUUUUUGUUACAAAGCAAGGAUCAUUCACAUAAAAAUGGACUACUAAGUGCUUGUUUUAAUAUAACUUUAGGUAUAUCUGGGAAUAUUUCACAUUUUGGUAUGUUUUAGAAUGAGACUCAGGCAGCUCAUUGCAUAGUUACAGUUUCUGCAAAAAAUUCUGAACAAUUAUUUUCUAUGACAAUUUGGUUGUUUUGUUUAUAUCUGGAUUAUCUGUUUACAUUGUUUUACAUGAACUAUUACAUGAGGAUGUUAUUUUAUUAGUUUUCAGAGCAUUUGCUUGUUUCUUAUUUUUUACUUUUCUUAAAUUGUUAGUAUAAAUCAAUGUUUAGUUAAAUUAUGGUGCAAGAGUUUCAUAUAUGUUUUGUUCCAUUUGAAUGUUAGAUACUUUUGCAAAUUGGAAAUCGACCAUAGCUUUAAAUUUGUUUAUUGUAAUAAGCUUGCUUGAAAGUUUACAUCGUUACAUGAACUAUUACAUGAUGAUGUUAUUUUAUUAGUUUUCAGAGCAUUUGCUUGUCUCUUAUUUUUCACUUUUCUUAAAUUGUUGGUAUAAAUCAAUGUUUAGAUAAAUUAUGGCGCAGGAGUUUCAUAUAUGUUUUGUUCGAUUUGAAUGUAAGAUACUUUUGCAAAUUUGAAACCGACCAUAGCUUUAAAUAUGUUUAUAGUAAUAAGCUUGCUUGAAAAAGUAAAGUUCUUGCCAUAUUUUUGUUGGCGGCCAUAUGUUCUUGGUCACGUUUGAUUGGUCAAAGCUUGUGUGACUAUAUCCACCAAUUUAAUAAAACAGAAUUGUUUACUAUUUGUAGGAGGAUCGGAAAAUGGCUUCUCGUUUGGCAAAUACCAUGUCCAACUCACUGAAAGGGAGACCUGUUCAGGGUGGAUUGAGCUCUGGUUAUAAAAAAAAUGUUGCAGAGAAAGGUUUGACUGAUGAAACUUACACAGCAGACAGUAUCACUUUGAUUAGGAUUUCUAGAACUUGCAUUCAUAAUAAUAAAGUAGUGCAAGUUGAUGCGGUAUGUUUUCUUUCCAGUAGAAGUUUCAUGGUGUUGCCUAUCCCCGUGAUAAUCUAGACUAUUUUGUCAUUAGGAUUUGAUGUUCCCAUAUCUAUAGAGAUUGUUGGCCUCAGGUCGGUUGUGAGAAUUAACUUCCCAAAACUGUCAUUUAGCUAGAAUACUUACUGAAAGUUUUCAAUGACAGAGUACCAUAAAAUAUUUUUCUGGUUUCUCAAUAAGAUAAGAAACUAUAACCUUUAUCAGUAGUGUAUUGCAUCACAAGAGCCUAUCCUUAAUUAUACUAUUCAGGCUAUUACAUUUGAUAUGGAUCUCUUCUGUCUCUUAUUUUGGCGCACACAAAUUCAUUUCCAUCUGCAUAUGUUCACAAAGAUAAGCUUACAGGAAGUCAAACCGGAAAGCUUAGAGAACAGAAGAGAAAUGAUACACUUAACUUUCAAAAUUUAAGUUUCAGAAGUUCAUGAAACCUACUGCUUAUUCGUUUUGCAAAAUAUGUGGAUAUUUUCAUCUAUGUCCAGCAAGUAACUAUACAUUGUGGUCUUUGCUUAAUAUAUUUGUCAUUUUUCUUUU
Messenger RNA from Cannabis sativa, 1705 nucleotides. RefSeq names its product villin-2-like. The record is from RefSeq and is a predicted model, not a curated record. Bases 944 to 1195 code for a protein of 83 amino acids. NCBI's taxonomy places the organism in Eukaryota, Viridiplantae, Streptophyta, Magnoliopsida, Rosales, Cannabaceae. The transcript is spliced from 2 exons.